GUGUAAGACAGAGACACACAUGCAUGGAGCGGCGAAUCGAAAGCAGAGAGUGUAUCCAAUACAAUUCUUCUCCGAAGACUGAGGAAAAUGAGCGAGAGUGAGCGAGCAAGAGAGUGGAAAACGCACACACGAACACGAAAAAUUCUGAUGUGGAAAUAUGGAAAGUUCGAAAAACGGAAAAGCUUUCGCACAUAAUACUCGUCACAUCACUCAGCACUAGGUCGUCAAAGAAGAGAAAAAGUGCCAUACCACACACACAGCUGCUGCUGUGGUAUUUAUCGACCAAAAAGUGGAAAUAAUUGAUUGAAAAAUUACGAAUUAAAAACAGAAAUUCUUGAUCACCAACAAAAAAUCGAAUGUAAUUUUAGUUAAAAGAAUUUUUCAUCUUUUUGUUUGUUGAAAAAUCAGUGAUACAGAAACAGAAGCGUGAAAGAAAGUGAGUGAGAACGAACCAGAAAAAAAAAGCACACAGAGAGAGAUAUAUUAUUUAGCAAGCACUUCAGAAAACAAAACACACUAGCUACAAACGACCCAGUUGAGGAUUAGUAUUAUUUUCGCUUUGGAUAUAUGCAAACGAAACGUGACGCACACAGGAAAUAAAGCAGUUGUUGAUGAGGAGCAGCGAGUGCGAAUAAGCGAGUGAGAGAAGGAUAUAUAUGGAAAUAUUCACAAGAGCAACACAAUAAAAAUACGCUAUAGGGAUUCCGUGAGUGUGUCAAAGAGGAAUGAAGAAUUAAGUGCAAUUAAUCGAUUUGAUUUUCAUUAAAAUGUGCUAAUGAAACGAUCCAAAGUAACGAAAUACUAAGCGGAAGUAAACCAACGCAAAGAUAAACACACACGCAGAAAUCAAAUUUAAAAUUGAAAAAACGGAAUGAAAAAAUCGAUGAAAACCACGAUAAAUUACACAUUUCAAUAUGCUUCUUGAAACGAGUCGAAAACGAGUACAAACAGACAAGUGGACGUGUGUUGAUUAAAAUCAAGAAUUCGAUCAGAAAAUACAAAUCAAAUCGAAAUUGAAAAAGUGAAACCAGAAAUAAGUGAAAGAAAAUAGUGAUUUGGCUUUGUUCGAUAGCAUCCAAAUUUGGCGCAAUCAUGUGGGAAAUACGUUUAGAGUGUGUUUUUAGCCAAAUACAAUUAUCGUAGUUGGGAAAAAAAAGACAAAAAGCAUCCCCAGUCAAAUCAAACCGCUUAACCGAAUUGAAUUCCUAACAUAUUUGCAUAGCUGCAAAUUUAUUUUGAAUUUAUUUCAAAACGUGUCGACAGACAGAAACGGAAAAUAGAAGAAGAAGAAGAAGUAAAACAAUUGCAACAAAAGAAUCUGCGGUGAAACAGCGAGCAAUCACCACAAAGAAAAAUUUCGAGUAAAAAGAAAAUAAAGACACAAAAGAUAGAAGAAGUGUCGAUAUAUACGAAUGUGCGCGCAUAUGUGCACCAUUUUAGUUUGACAUACAGAAAUCAUAAUUUUUGCUGUCGUUCGGUGUGCACCUUCGUGAAUCAAGAUCGAAAAAAUAAUAACAACAACAACACAGUGUCAAAUUUUCUUUCAAAUCAUUGUGGCUAGGGAAAAUGCAACAGCCACCAUAUUCAACGCAACAAGUCAAUUUCAAUUAUUCCGCACAAAACAAUGAACCUCCAGCGAUUGCACCAAAUUCUCCUGGGUCAGCAACGACCACAACAGCAACAACGCCAACCGCUGCAGCGAAUGCAAACUCGUCGACGGGCCGAGCUCAGAUAAAUGGCGGCCGCUUUGAUUUCGAAGACGGCGGAACGUAUUGCGGAGGUUGGGAUGAAGGGAAAGCACAUGGACAUGGCGUGUGCACGGGACCAAAGCAUCAAGGCGCUUAUUCAGGUGCAUGGAACUAUGGCUUUGAAGUGUCUGGUGUUUACAUCUGGCCAAGUGGAUCAUCAUUCGAGGGUCAAUGGCAAAAUGGAAGACGGCAUGGAUUAGGUGUGGAAACUCGAGGACGAUGGAUUUAUCGCGGUGAAUGGACCAGCGGCUCAAAGGGUCGUUAUGGUGUCCGACAAAGUGCUACAUCAACAGCGAAAUAUGAAGGAACUUGGGCGAGUGGCUUACAAGACGGAUACGGCUCAGAAACCUAUGCUGAUGGAGGUACAUACCAAGGUCAAUGGCAAGAAGGGAAACGACAUGGCUACGGUGUUCGAACGAGCGCACCGUUUGGUCUUGCAUCACACUAUCGACCAAAAAAUAUUCAAACAUCAAUGACUUCGUUGCGAAGCAAUGAAGGGGGCAGCGGAAGUGUUGAUGCCGCUGAAAAGCGUAAUCAUCGGAUGGACGAAAUUCGUGGCGGUUUUGUGUUGAAAGCCAAAUCCGAUGAAUCUCCAGCACGACGAAAUAGUUUAGUAGACAAAACGAGAAAAGGACUUUUAUCGGGCUUAAAAUUGAAGAAAAUGCGGAGCACCGGCGAUUUGGAGAAGCGUGGCAAUGCAUCGGGCAGUAUUAGAUCAACAAUAUCGACUGCAUCAUGGAUUAGUACAGGAUCAUCACAAUCUGCUAUAUCAAAUAAGUCUGUGCAAACAGAUUCAAAUGCCAGUUUUACAGUAGAUGAAGAGCACUUAGAUCCAAGUGUAACCGAAGUGUAUAUGGGUGAAUGGAAACGUGAUAAACGAGAUGGAUACGGUAUUUCAGAGCGUAGCGAUGGCCUUAAAUAUGAAGGAGAGUGGCACAAUAACAAGAAGCAUGGCUAUGGUGUGACCACAUUUCGUGAUGGUUCUAAAGAGGAGGGCAAAUAUAAAUACAAUGUAUUGAUAACGAGUCAAAAGAAGAAGCAUUUGUUUUUGAUGCGAUCGGCAAAGUUUCGUGAGCGCAUCGAUGCAGCGGUCAGUUCGUCACAACGUGCCUCAAAAUAUGCAUUACAAAAGGCUGACAUUGCGGUAUCACGAACGGCGACUGCACGUAGCAAAGCCGAAAUGGCCGAUUCAGUGGGCGAUCAUGCACGUGUCGAUUCGGAAAUAGCGGUGGCAACAGCGCGUGAAUUUGCGCCCGAUUUCAAGCCAUCGGUGUUGGAUCGUUUCGAGCGGCUUCGGGUUAGGGAUCGUUAUCGAUCACCAAACGAUCCGCCAAUGCCAUCGGUGACGGCGCAUAUUAAACCUCACCUAAUGACACAGGCCAGCAGUAACACAACCCCAAAUCAUUUGCCAACACAGGCCAGCAUCGAUUCGACGCCACAAAAACAACCAUCAUUUCCAAAUCAAGCCUCACUCCGUCGCCAGUCGAUGCUACAGAAACAGGCAUCGAUCGAUGUACCGCCCGGUGCCAACAUCGGACCGUUGCCACAGCACACAUUACACUACACACCUCCAAUUGGAACGCAACCACCAUUUAAAACGUAUCAACCGGAUAUGUACAACAGUUACGGCAAUCAAGAGCCAUCCAAUCUAUCCAAUUACAAUACGCCGAAUCAAAAUGUUUUCACUCAGUCAAAUACACAACAAUUUAAUAAUAGUAGCUAUACGGGCAAUGUUCCACAAAUGCAAUCAAAGUAUCCUGCAAAUAAUAUGAUGCAAUCGCCGUACGGUGGUGCUGGCGAAUCACAAAUGCAAUAUGGACAACAGUAUAAUACUCAGCAACAGUCCUCAUACCAAAAUUAUAGCUUAGGUAGCCAACAAGUGGAUGGAGCACAAGAUUACCAAAGCGGUGCCGUUUCACAGUAUGCCAAUCAACAAUAUUCAAAUCAAAAUCAAUACGAUCAAACGGAUAACACACCCGAUUUGGGGCCUGGACCAUCGAAUUUACGACGAAACUCACGUAACGUUAACGAAUCAACGCGGCCACACAUUGGCUCAUCAUUUUCACAAUCUUCCAUCGAUCAUUUUGAUCAUUAUAAACGGCCACCGAGCCGUGAUUCAUCCGUAGAUAGAUAUGCACGUGCCGCCAGCAGACUGGGCGGUUCACGACAACCAUCAAUCGAUCGAAGCAUUUUACCGCCAACAAACAAUUUGAAUCCGUCACAAAAUCAAGCCACCGCUGACACCGUUGAUCGUAACACACGCGCGGGAUCUGCAUUUAGAAACAUAGGAUCGGUUGCAAUGACACCAGCAGUACCAAAUCAGUCGUCAGUCAAUCCAGCUGGAAAUGGUUCUGUAAUGACUGGCAUUGGAAAGCCAUCGCCUCGCGCAUCAUUGACAUCGUCGAGUGUGCAGCCAACGUACUCAACGCCAAAUCAACCGUUCGAAGAUGUUUUGCUGCGACAACGAAACCUAGGCCAAGAUAUAAUACCAUCACCACGUGAACCGAAACGAACAGAAAGUCUGUACACGCCUCAAAAGCCAGGCGUUGCUGCAGCAUCAGCUGGAGGUGGUGGUGGUGGUUUCUUCGGUAAAUCCGGUAAACUUAAGAGUAUUCCAAUUGCAUUGCCAUUGAGUCGAAAAAAGUCAUUGCCUGAUGUUCAGGAGCUUCCGCGUGCUACGUAUCCAAUGCCUCGCGAAGAAGUGUCGGCACUUGGUUCAGCACGACGCGAAGAAGUCCGACGUCAAAUCGAAUUAAGCGAACGGUUAAAGGCUAAUCCACUGCUUUAUUUGGUCAGUCCGCAAGUGAAGGACUGGUUCUCGCGCCAGCAACUAGUUCUGCUGGUGCUAGUGGUAAACAUAGCUCUGGCAAUAAUGUUCUUCAGAAUGCUUACAUAGCAAGAGGCGUAUUUUAUCGUUAAUGCCGUUUUACCGUGUUUAUCGUUUAUAAUAUUCAUCAAAUCCAUCGUCCGCGACUACAUUACGGAAGCAGUGAGGUUGUGUGCUGUUCAGGACUGCUUCAUCAUAUUCAACUCAUUCAAUUUAUGUGCAUGAUUUCUGAUCAUGAACAAUUUAUUAUUAUCACUUCUUCUUUAGUUGUUUUUUUUUUUGGUUCUGUACGCAACGGAGCGAAGACACUCCGGAACGAAAUUAAAAAAAUAAAAUAAACAAGCAACAAAACGUUAAUGAAAAUUAAACAAUUUUAUUUUUUAAUAUGAAACCAACGAAUUAUUCGACAUUCGUUUUGUUUGAAACGAAUUUAACGACAAAAAAAACAAUUGGCAUUUGAAUUAUAGAAAUUAUAUCAUUUCUAAGGUUGUCUGGAACAUUUAAUUUAAACUUAAUUGAUUAUAGAAAUUGUUUUUUAAAACAAAUCACAAUGUCUUGAACAACAACAAAAAAAGAAAACUUUAACAACAAAAUGAAAACCAUUGAGGAAAAACAAAUUGAAAAAAGACACACCUAGAGACACAAAAACGAACAUUUUUUGAAGGAAAAAAACACGUUUUUAUAAGAAAUACAGCCACAGAAAAGAAGAUGAAACUAGCGAAUAGAAAGAAAAUCGAACAAAUUUGAAUUGAAUAUCGACACUGUUAGACACUUAUAUAUUCUAAAGAAACAUCUCUUAACUCAACUCAAAGUCACACAAUUAUUUGAAAGAAACAAAAAGAUGAACGUAAACCAAAUCAAAACAAAAAAUGCUAGAAAUUUGAAAUUUUAUAAAGAAGAACAAGGAACACAUUGAAAGUAUAUAAUAAACAUUUAUAAGAUAGGGUUGGUCACAUAUAUAUAUAUUUGAGUCGCUAGCGGAUUGAAGCAAAUAAUUAAUUCUUUUUCUUUCUCGAGUUCGUAUCGAUGUUUAGACGAUGACAUUUUUGUUCGAUGGAAUAUAAAAAUUAUUAAAAAAAAAAAACAAUUUAAUUCAAAUCAAUAUUUACUGUUGAAAUCGAUAAUUUAAAUGAAUAUAUUUUAAAAUGAAAUGUCUCCUAUUUGAACGUUAUCCAAGAGAAAAACAAACACAAACGAAAGUUAUAAAUCCUUCUAAUAUUUUAAUUCGUUGGCCAAAACAAAUAUGUUUUUGUUGCUACUGUUGAUUUAUCUCGAAAUUGAUUCGAAUUUCUUUAUUGUAUUUAUUGUUAGUUUGAAAAAAAAAAACAUUGUUAUUUCAUUUCAUUUUAAGACACGAUCCAAAUCUGCAAUCAAAAAAAGCAAACUUUUCUUCUUAUUUGUUGAAAAAUUUCAUUUUUUUCUAUUGGUUAGUUUUAUUUGCCAAAGAAUCCUAUUUAAUUUGAAUACAAAAUUCAGUUUGAGUCUUCUUUUUACUUUCAUUUCAUUCGGAACACUAAAAACAGAGAGAAAAAACGGAACAAAAGGAGAACAAAACAUGUAUAAAAUGGAAUAUGUUUUAUUGUAUUACAAAAGAAGCAAACUUUUUGUUAUUUAGAGCAUUAAACACACUUGACAUUAGAAACAAACAACCAAAAUAUUUAUAUACAUGUAUAUUUCAUUCUCAUACAAUUUACAAUUAAAAACGUUUAUUCUAUUCGAUUUACAAAAA
Molecule: messenger RNA, 6304 nt
Organism: Sitodiplosis mosellana (orange wheat blossom midge)
Lineage: Eukaryota; Metazoa; Arthropoda; Insecta; Diptera; Cecidomyiidae
Product: junctophilin-1
Exons: 12
Coding region: 1567-4644 (1025 amino acids)
Cellular component (GO): junctional membrane complex; plasma membrane; endoplasmic reticulum membrane
Source: RefSeq, a predicted model, not a curated record